Haemonchus placei is the source of this 2205-nucleotide messenger RNA. NCBI's taxonomy places the organism in Eukaryota, Metazoa, Nematoda, Chromadorea, Rhabditida, Trichostrongylidae. The record is from the annotation of a GenBank genome assembly.
AUGGGGGCGCAGGGCAGUAAGAUAAAUUUUCGGCAAGCUGUUAUUGAUCUCACAUCGAAACACGGGAAGCAGAAUGAUGAAGCUUUUUGGGAGCAGCUAUGGUCUCCGGAAAAUGUUCAAAGUGUCAAUGAUGUUUUUGCCAUGAUUCCAGCUGAAGACAUAAGGAAACUGAGAGAAGACUCACCAAAAAAUCUAGCUACGUUGUGCUAUAAAACUUUGGAGAAACUACAACAUGCCAGAGAUCAUCCAAAUGAGUUGUCAGAAAGAAAGGUUAUUAAUUGCGUGCGACUGUUGACUCGGCUAAUGCCCUACAUGUUUGAAGAUGCGGAAUGGAGAGGUUACUACUGGUCCUCAGUGCCUUCUGGAGAUGGAACGGUGCCAAUGGCUAGUGUACUUUUGGGUAUUCUCGGUGACCUCCUAUUCUGCCCAGGCUUCACUGUGGGAGGAGUCAAAGAGAAGGUCACUGAUUUGUCUUCCCUCGAAACAUGUGAGCUCAUAUGGGAGGCUGGAGUUGGUUUUGCAAAUAAACCUGUAUCAAGCGCCCAGCUCGACCAAAAUCGAACUGAAGUUCUAAAGUUGUUGUUAACAUGCUUCUCGGAAGUAAUCUAUGCUCCUAUAACAGAUGAAACCCGUCUCCGGUGGGUCUCUCGUUUUACAUCGGCUGAGAAUCGACAUGUUCUUCCUUUGUUCACUUCGCUCCUUAACGUCGUUUGUGCGUAUAACCCAGUCGGAUUGGGUUUGCCGUACAACUACCUGCUCUUUAACGACUACCGAGAACCUCUUGUUGAAGUAGCAUUGCAGGUGCUUAUUGUAUGUUUGGACAAAGAUAGCCAACCACAAGCCGAUGAAAGCGGUUACUCAGAUAACUAUUUUAUAAAUUAUUUGGGAAGAAUCCAUCGGGAAGAAGAUUUUGAUUUUAUGCUGAAGGGUAUGACGAGAUUGUUAAGUAAUCCUCUACAGUCUACCUAUCUUCCGAAUUCCACCAAGAAAGUCAAUUUUCAUCAAGAACUCCUGGUUCUGUUAUGGAAAUGCUGUGAAUAUAACCAGAAAUUUAUGUUCUACGUCCUGAAGACCUCGGACGUUCUCGAGAUUCUCGUACCGAUUUUGUAUCAUAUUACUGAGUCGAGAAAUGAUCCAACACGCGUCGGCCUCAUCCAUAUGGGUGUAUUCCUGGUUCUGCUUCUAAGCGGGGAGAGAAAUUUCGGUGUACGUCUCAAUAAACCGUACAUAGCCAAAGCGGCAAUCGAUAUUCAGGCAUUCAGUGGAACUCAUGCGGACCUACUGAUAAUUGUUUUUCACAAGUUGAUUACCACGGGAAACCAUCGUCUCCAAUCUUUAUUCGAUUGUUUGCUUACUAUAAUUGUGAAUGUGUCCCCUUAUCUCAAAUCGCUUUCUAUGGUGGCAGCGAAUAAGUUACUUCAUUUGGUCGAAGCAUUCUCAACUCCUUGGUUCCUAUUCUCCUCACCGACUAAUCAUCAUCUAGUGUUUUUCCUUCUUGAGGUCUUCAACAAUAUCGUGCAGUACCAAUUUGAUGGAAACUCAAAUCUCAUUUACACUAUCAUCCGUAAACGACAAGUUUUCUAUCAGCUGGCUAAUCUUUCAACAGACGCGGCUUCAAUUUCUAAGUCUCUUUCUGGGAGAAAAGGGAAAGCUAGAGAUGAAAUGGUGGAUCAGUUGAAGAGCCCCACGGCUCCAGUCCCUCCUGAGGUCCCUUCAGGUUUGUUAGUUUCCUAUAAAUGCAGUUUCUAUAUUUUAUUGGUCCCUAUUGAGAAGCUUUUUCAAGGGUCUACUGCUGGUCUAGCUGCGACCCCACAAGUGACAAGCAUGCCGGAAUCUUCUGGAGAAACUGAUAGCAAGCCAGCUUCCACUGAAGAUUGGGUGCCCACAGCGGAAUGGGCAGAUCAGUGGAAAUCCAAGUUACCGCUGCAAACAAUCAUGCGAUUGUUGCAAGUUCUGGUACCACAAGUUGAAAAAAUUUGCAUAGACAAGGGCUUGACUGAUGAAACCGAAAUUCUGAAGUUCUUGCAGCAUGGGACAUUAGUGGGGCUUUUGCCAGUUCCGCAUCCUAUUCUAAUUCGGAAAUAUCAAGCAAACGCUGGCACAAAUCAUUGGUUCCGCACGUAUAUGUGGGGUGUAAUAUAUCUGCGUAACACCGAUCCACCGAUAUGGUAUGAUACUGAAGUGAAGCUGUUCGAGAUUCAAUAA